AUGGCUCAGUUUUGUGCGGAGAAUCGAGAUCUCUCAUGCUAUUUGGUGAUUAAACAUUCGUGGAAGGGAAAGUGAGUUGAACUUGGAAAAUUUUUGAAUCUGAAACCACAAUUCGAUGUUUUUUGCAGAUAUAAACGUGUAUUUUCAAUUGGAACCUUGGCCAUUACUACUUACAACCCUCAAUCAUUGGAAAUCACAAAUCAAUGGCUCUACGAGGAUUUUUUGGGUGUGAAACCAUCGCCGAAAAAUGCGCAAAAUGAUUCGAGACAAGACGAAUUCGUGAUUCAUGUGAGAUCCAAAGGAAAACGAGAUACAAUGCGAUUUUCGUCGGAUUAUACAACUGAUAUACUGACGCAUUGUUUGACUUUCAGCACAAAAUUUGCCGAGCGGAAUCAAGAUCCAUUUGUGAGUCAAAAUUCUUGGCAAUAAUAAAAAUUAAAAUUCAUUAAAAAAAAAUGUAUUUUCAGUCAGUCAACGCUUUCAAACAAAGUUGGUCAGAUCGUCGAAUUCCAAUAGUUCUUCGAGCAAAUGCUUCGGCUUUAGAGCAAAUUGAUAAUCGUGGAGUUGUUGUGCAAUCUUAUCCAUACAAAAAUAUUCGAAGUAUUGGGAAGAUUGGCGAUUGUCCGGGUGGAUUUGUGGUUGAUGUGGGAGAGCAUCGAAGAAGGGUGGGUUUUUGUGGGAAAAAAUUCGAAGACCUAUUUUUUGGUAUUAAAAAUUGAAAAUCUGAGAAAUUCAAUCCAAAUUUUAUGAAAAAUAGUCAAAAAUCAUAUUAUUCUUCGUGAAAAUUAACCUAAAAUUGAUAAAUAUUUUAGUCAAAGCAAAAUGAUUUGCAGUUCAAUUUCCAUAAUGUUCAUUCAGUGAAAAUUUUGGUUUCAGAAUUUUUUUGAGACAAUUUUAUCUAGAAGAAGUUUCAUCGGAUCACACCUCGGCCAAACCGUGGCUGACCAGAGUACAAUUUUUUGAAAAAUCUGAAAUUCACUUUUUAGAUGUCAAAAAUUGAAAAAUCACAAUUUUUAGAGGACAAAAGCUGAAAAAUUCACAAUUUUUGUACUGUAAAAAGUUAGCGUACAAAUUUUUACUGUGGAAACCACGAUUUUGGCCGAGGUGUGCAUCGGAUUUUUGACUGAAAAUUUCGAAGCUUUCAAUUAACUAACAAAAAAAUCGGUUCAAAAUUCAGAAGGGCGAAAAAAAUUCAAUUGAAAUCAGAUUUAAAAUAUUUUUUUCAGCACAUGUUUGCGUCUUCAAAUUGUGAUGAUUUGGUGAAAGAAAUCCGAAGAUUGGCUGCAGAUAACAUUGGAAUCCUAGUCCCAAUUGCUAAAGAAAGCAUAUCCCUUGAUGAUUUUAUGCGAACUCGUUUAGGAUUAUGCAGUCGAGAUGAAGAACUCACCUCCUAUGCCGAAUUCAAAAUCUCAAAAAUCACUCGUCGCAACGAAACUCCGAUUCGACGUCUAUUAUGUUUGAGUGAAACUUGUAUAAUUGAACGAGAUCUCGCAACUUAUGCUGUUAUUUGUGCGACACCUUUGAAACAUAUAGUUUGUUUGGUGAGAAAUGAGAAGGAUCCACAACAAUUUAUUGUUGAAUAUGAGAAUGGCGAGGGAAGAGCUUAUGUGGCGGCGGAAAGAGAUUUGAUUUUGGCGUCACUUUUGGAUGGAAUUCGGGCUUCGGGGAAUAAUGAGGUGUUUGUUUGUGGACAUCGAUUUGAACGACAUUUGAGGAUUGUACCAUUUUCGAUGGGUUUGGAUGAGGAUAGUGAAUCACAGUGUAUGAGACAUAUUAUUGCAUCGCCACGUGAGUUUUUUUAAGGGGUUUGAACUCAAAAAAAACAUCGAAAAUUCAUAUUUGUUUCAUUUUUAAUUUGAAAUGGAAUAAGGGGUUUUUCGAUCAAGUUGAUUGAGUGCUCAAUAGAAAUUUGUUUUUUUUUUGUUUCAAGUAGAUUUUAUAAGCUGAAUCAUUAUUUUCACUAUAAAAAUAAUGUCGAAUUUUUGAAACAGUGGAAUAUUUUUGAAUUUUCAAAAAAAUCGAAAUUGGUAAUUUUAACGAAUUUUGGGUUGAAAUUUAGUUUUUCAUUCGAAUGAUUUUUGAUUUUUCAAAGAAAAAUAAUGUUCAAUUUUUGAAACAGUGAAAAUUGUUUUUUCGUUUCAAUUAGAAUCCUUCUAUAAAUCAUUUUUAUCUUCAAUAAAAAAUGAAUAUAGAAUUUUUGAAACAGUAGAAGUUUUGAUUUCUUCGAUCAACUUUAUUUGCAAUGAAUAAUAAUGUUCAAUUUUUGAAACAGUGAGAUAUUUUCAAAAAUUUUUGAACACAUGGAAAAUUGUUUUUUUUUUCAAGUUGAAUCGUCCAUGAAUCAUUUUUGUCUUCAAUUAAAAAUUAAUAUGGAAUUUUUGAAACAGUGAACUUUUUUUGAAUUUUUGAGCACAUCGAAAAUUUAUAAUUUUUUUCAAUUUGAAAUAGAAUGAAGUCUCUCUCUGGAACUAUUUAAUAUAAUUUAUUUUCAAUUAAAAAUUAAUGUCGAAUUCUUGAAACAGUAAUAAUUUUGGAUAAUUGUUAGCUAGAGAUUCUCAAAUCAUUUCCGAUUUUUCAAAGAAAAUUGAUGUUCAAUUUUUGAAACAGUUAAUUUUUUUCACAAUCAAUUUUUCCCGAAAAUAAAAAAAAAUAUAUACAAUGAAAAAAUGUCAUUUCAAAUUUAUUUAAAAAAUGGCAAUGGGUGAAUUUUGGUAGAAUUUAAAGUGAGUUUCAAAACAUGAAAAAUAAUUCAGAAAGUUCGAUUUUUUUAACAACAAAUGUCUUUUUAUCUCCGAAUGCUUGACAAAUUUUAAACAAUAAAAUUUUGAAACAGUGAAAUAUAUUUUGAAUAAAUUUCUCCUCCCAUUUCAAUUAUUUUCAGCUGGUCUCCGCCGAUCUGAUUUGAUUCGUCGAUUCAAUGCGAACAUUCCAUAUUCUGGUCUCCGAUUCUCCAAAUCACACGAAGGAUUUUUCACCGAAAACAAAGGAAAAGUGAUUGUCGGAGCAAUUGAAGCUGUUUUAUCAGAAAAUUAUGGAAGUGAAGAUCCGACUUAUAAACACAAAACUGAAGCACAAUUGCAAUGUUUGAGACGACUUUUUGCGUCGAAAAGCGGGUUUCAGGCGUUUACUGAAGUUAAUGGGUUAGUCGCGAGACUUGAGUUAUGACGUGACUGAAUUUUCUGAAAAUUUUGGAUUUUGGCCGCCUUAGCUAAAUUUGAACAUAAAAUUGAACCAAUAGAAAAUUGAAAAAAUUCAGAAAUUGGGUCCCAAAAUCCAUGUGGCAAAAAUGUUACGUUUAAAAAUUUUUGUGCUCCAAAAAUCCACGUGGCAAAAAAUUUAAUGUAAAAUUUAUUUUAAAUUUGAAAUUUCAAGUUUUGUAGCAUUUUUGUCGCCAAAAAAUCUGAAAAAUCCGAAAUUCAAAAUUAGCUCCUGAAAAAUCCACGUGGCAAAUUUUUAAAAUUAAAAAGUUUUUCAAAUUUUGAAAUUCCACGUGGCUGAAUAUGCCUAAAAGUUUCGAAUUUUCCGAAAAUUAGCACCUCGAAAAUUGAUUCACGUGGCCCAAAAUUCUUGAAUUUUUCAAAAUUUUUUAAAAUUUAAAACGUGACCUAAUAUAAGACGUGGAAAAUUUCUCAUUUUUUACAUUCUUUUUUUCGAAAAAACCUCAUUUUCAUUUUUUUUACCCAUUUCAGAGUUCGAGAAAAGCUUGGAAGUUUGGUGGUUCGAGUUCUCAGCUGGAAAUGUGAAGCCGUAGAUCAUGCAACAGUUGAAGCACUCUGCGCUCUUAUGUAUCCAAUGCAUGAUCAAUAUGAGCUCAGAAUUGAGCAACUCAAUAAACAAAGUCUUAUGAGUUCGCCGAAAUUCAUCGAAAAUCUUUUGGAUUUGAUUGUAACUCAUGUUGAUAGAUCAACCGGUUGGCUUGUUAUUGCAUCAAUGCUCAAUUUUUUGACAUUUUCUGUUUGCUCACCAUAUUCGGAAACGACUUCUGGCGAUACUUUUGAUCAUAUUUUGAGACUUGUUUCAGCGAGAGGAAGAAGCUUUUUCAGGUAAAGAGAUAUUUGUUAAUUUUAUUUUUUUUUAAUUCAAAUUUCAAAACCAUUUUUCUUCAGACUUUUCCAAUGUCCAAGUAUGACAAUUGUAAAAGGAGCUGGAAUGGUAAUGCGAGCGAUUAUUGAAGAAGCUGAUGUGGAAACAUCGAAAUCGAUGCAAAUGUUGGCACUAUCUGAAGGAGCAUUCUUGACACAUUUGUUCAUGUCGCUUUUGCAAAAUGGAAAAGAUUUGAGAGUUAUGACAAAUCGACAAUUGAGUGGACAUUUGAUUAGUUUGUGGAUUGCUGAUAAUCAACCGGCUAAUGAUUUGUUGACUAGAUGUUUGGUGGGUUUUGGGGGCGAGGGGAUUUGGGUGUUCUAAAAACAUUUUUAAAAAUAAUCUAAUAAAUUUGAAGCUACGACAUAGGAACACAUUUUUCCGGUGCUUCGUCAAAAAAAAAUAUUUUUAAAAAAAUCCACUUUUUUUCACUGUUUCAACAUUUUAUUUUCACAAAAUUGAUUACUUAAUUUUGGGUUUUUGACGAAAAUCACAGAAAUCUUUCACUGUUUCAAAAUUUUUAUUCAAAACUCGAGUGGUUUUGUAAAUUAGUUUUGUAUGAUUUUUAAAUUGUUUACAAUUUUCAUGUGCCAAAAAUUUUGCUGUUUCAAAAUUUCAAUAUCAAAAAUAAAAUUCAAAUGAAUUUUGAUGUUGCAUUGAUAUUCUGUUUCAACUUAAAAAUACAUCACAAUUGUUCACUGUUUCAGGAUUUUCCUAUGAUAAUUUCGAUUUUUUUUGAAAAUGAUGCUCUGAAGUCUCGGUUAUGCAACUUUUCAAAUAAUAAUUUUGACUGUUUCAUUAAUUUUUGAAAAUGAAUUACUACAAAAUGAAUUACUGUAGGUGUUGAAAACUGAUGAGUUUACUCUGCUAUCAACAAAUUUAAAAAUUAGAAAAAAAAUCAAUUUUUUAGCUCACAUAAAAUUUAUUUCAUUUAAAAUAUAUCAAAAUUGUUCACUGUUUCAGAAUUUUCUUAUGAUAAUUUAAAAUUUUCGAAAAUUAAUCUCAAGUCGGAUAAUCUAAAUAUUCUCCUUGUUUCAUGAAUUUUAGGAAAAAAAUUACUAGGAAUUUGAAAACUGAUGGAUUCAACAAGCCUAUCAAAAAUUACAAUUAAAAAAAACAUUUUGGAAUUUUUCACUGUUUCUCCAAAAUUGUGAAAAUUUAAAAAAUCAAAAAUGCCAACUUUCGAGAAUGAAAAGCUUCACUGUUCCAAAUUUUUGAUAUUUAAAAAAAAUCGAAUUAAUUUCAAUGGUACAUUGGCUUUUUCUAAUUGAAAAAAACAUCAGAAUUUAAAAUUAUUUUCUAAAGUCUGACGUGAGUUAUUCAACUUGAAUCAAUAAAAUUUUAUUUUUGAAAAAUUCCACUGUUUCAUAAUUUUAGAAAAUAUAUUAUCAGGAGUUUGAAAAUUGAUGGAUUGACUGUUUUGGCCAAAUUUAAAAAUCGCACUUUCAGCCUCGCGGACUUUUGAAUUUCCUCGAAUCGGAUGAAGCAGUUCCAGUGGCCGAAAAAGAUUUGCUAAUCCCGCGCAACAAUUUGUCAGCAGCCACCAACGAAUCACGUCAACAAAAUGCGGUCAAAGAAAAAUUGGAGCAAUUUCGCGUAACUGCCGAAGCUGGUCUCGAAAGAUUUGUGCAACACUGGGAUUUGGAGGAAAAAUUGAACUUUUUGCCGAAACGAGUUAUCGAUGAAAAACAACAACAAAGACAACAACCAGUUGUAUUGAGAAAAAGAAGAAAACGAGUUCGACCAAAUGUGAACUGGAAAUUGUUUGCAUAUCAAUUCUCGAAGGAUCACUCGCAAGCGGAUUUGAUUUGGAAUGAAAAGACGAGAGAGGAAUUCCGACAUGCUGUGGAUAAUGAAACGAGAGCAUUGGCGAGUGAAAAAGAACAAGCACCAACUGGAUUACCGAUUGCAUGGAAUCAUACUGAGUUUCAGGUGAGAAUUUUCGAAAAAAAAUGCCAUUUUGAAAUUGUUGGCACCAAAUUUCCAUUGAUUUUGCCACGUGGUUUUUUGCUAAAAAUUUGAUUUUUUUAAAUCUUUCUAAAAAAAUUGAGAGAAUUCUGAAAUUCUGAUAUUUUGAACCGGAAUGUUAAGUUUCGAAUACAAUAUUUCUCACUUUUAAAUACCAAAAGUUCUAACACAAAAUAUUGAUUUUGCCACGUGGAUUUUGGUCAAAAAUGUAGCCUGAAAUUGUUCUCUACAAGCUUGAAUUGAAAAUCACCAUAAUUUCCCCGAAACAAAUCCCAACUUUGCCUAACUUUUCCUAUUCGCAGGUCCGAUAUUCUUCGCUCCAAGAUGAGAUCAAAAUUGGAGACUAUUAUUUGAGACUUUUACUUUUGGAAGGCGAUGAAAAUGCGACACCAAUUCAUAAUCCGUUAGUUUUUAUUUUUCCUCUAAAAAUCCUCAUUUUUUCCAUAUUUCAGAACUGAUUUCUUCAACAAUGUCUAUCAUCGUUUCCUUUUGUCAACAAAAUCUGACAUGAGAUGUUUAUGUCUUCGAGCAAUGGCAAUCACUUAUGCAAGACAUCAUAUGACAAUUGGAUCAUUUGCUGAUUCCAAGUAUUUUGUGGCAAUGUUGAUUAAAUGUGCCAAUCCAUUGGAAAGGGAUCAUUUGGUGGGUGGUUUUUUGGGGGGAAACCUUGAAAAAAUUAAAGAAGCAGGCUCAAAAUUCAAAAUUUGGUUUUUCUUCUGGUAUUUUAAAUAACCUUGAGAUUUUAUUUUUGAAAAAACCAAAAUCCAAAACAAGAAAAAUAUCUUUCAGAUUCUUCUACUCUCCAAACUUGCUUUGAACAAGGAAAAUGUUCGUGAACUCAUCGUUGCUAAUAUUUUGCCGUAUCUCGUUGAUCUUUGUGUUUUGGCGCAUUUACAUGUUCAACGGGCCAAGGUUCAGAAUCAGGUUCGUACUUUUUAUUUUCAGAGAAUUGUUUACAAAAUCAUUGAGCAAAAAUGGUUGUUUUUCUUAAGAGUUUUUUGAAACAGUAGGAUUUUUUCGAAAUUUUUCCGAUCUCGAAAAUCUUACAAAAUUCAUAAGAAUUUGUUGAAACAGUGAAUUUUUUGGAUUCCGUUUCUCACAUCCGCUAUGAUAAUUUAAUAUUUGCAACUCUAUCAGAAAGCGAAUCGGGAACAACACAUUUUUGGCAUCAUGAAAAAAUUGUGAAACAGUGAAAUUUUUUACACAGCGUAUUCGAAAUGAAAAUCAGAAACCUUUGAAAUAUUUUUUCGGAAUUUUUAGUUCUUCUUAGUAUAGACCGAGUAUUAUGUCAAAAUCAAUCUUUCGAAAUUUUAAAAUAUGGUGAAACAGUAAAUUUAAAAAAAAAAUAUUUUUCAAAUAAAACAGAACUAAUUUCAAUUUUUGGUAGUUUGUUCUGAAAAAUCAAUAAAAAUAUUUUUCCAAAAAUUAUAUUUAAAAUUUUUAUCUACUAAAAAAACAAUGUGUAUCAACUUUUCUCCCUGAAUCCCCUAAUAAAUCAUAUUCUCCAGACAAAUGUUAUCGAAGCAAGCGCUGAACAAAUUUCCGAAGGUGGAUCUGAAGAAUGGUUUUAUACAGACAAAGAAUCGCAGAGAGUUGGACCCUUGUCUUUUGAGAAAAUGAAGGUUUUAUACGAGGAGAAGACAAUUUUCGAGAAAACUCCGAUUUGGGCGGCUGGAAUGGAUAAAUGGAUGAGUUUGUCGGGAGUUCCACAAUUUCGAUGGACAAUUUGUCAGAAUUCACAAGAAAAACCGGAUGAAAUUAUGGUGAAUGGAAAUGGAAAUGUGAAGUCGCCAUUUCAAGCGACGGUUUUGAAUUUCACGGAACUUGCCGUUUUGUGUUUGGACACGAUUCUGCAAAUGUGCGAAUUUUUUCCAUCCAGGUGAGAUAUACGUUUCAAAUAUUAUUUAAUUUGGAAGAAGGGAGCUAUUUUUGUUUCCAUGACAAAAAAUAUGAAUUUUAUGGAAAGAUUUUCUGGAGAAAAAUCUGGAAUUUCGGAGCCAAAGAAUCAAGAAUUUUAAGGCUGAAAAUCUGCAAUUUCGGGUCUGAAAAUAGGAUUUUUUAUUCAGAUAUCUUUUGGAUUCGGAAAUUUUUAAUUAUGCUAUUUCAAAUUUAUAAAUCUGGAAUUUCAGCGCUAAACCUUCAAAUUAUCUCAAUUUUCAUUUAAUUUUGCAGAGAUUUAAUUUUGUAGGAUUUUUUAAUCCAGAUAUCUGGAAUUUUGGGCUGAAACUAUGCUAUUUCAGAUUUAAAAAUAUGGAAUUUCAGCGCUAUUAUCUUAAUUUUCUCUUACCAAAUCCAAAAAUUUUCCAAAAAAAAAAGAAAAAAUCCAAUAAUUUUCAUUUAAUUUUGCAGAGAUGAGCAUGAAUGUGUUGUCCGUCCAAUGCCAGCUGUCAAAAAACAAUUAACCGAACCAGUUCUAUUAUAUCAACUUGUUCAACUUCUUCUAACUUAUGAUCCUCAAAUUGUUCAACGUGUCGCCUCACUUCUCAAUCUCAUAAUGCAAGAUAAUCCAUUCCUACCCCGUUUAUAUUUGUCUGGUGUCUUCUAUUUCAUUCUAAUGUACAAUGGUUCGAAUGUUCUCCCAAUUGCUCGAUUCCUUCAUUAUACACACAUGAAACAGGCCUAUCGAUCCACUUUGCCACAUUUGGAUAGUACGAGACAAAGUGUGCUGGCUACGCUUUUGCCUGAAGCUGCCACGUUUUAUUUGGAGGAGUAUGGUCCCGAAAAGUAUGCUGAAGUGUUUUUGGGUGAGUUUUGUUUGAAGAGCUAAAAAGACAAAUAACGCGGAUAAUUGUUGUGAAAUUUUCUAUGCUAUUUUUGAAACAGUGAGAUUUUUUGUGGAAUUUUUUUUUAGCAAAUAUGAAUCAUGUAAUUUUCUUAGAUUGCUCUGAAGUUAUCACAAAAAAUUUUAAAUAGAAGGCAGAAUUUAAUUUUUCAAGUGAUUUUACACAUUAUUAUGGGAUUAGCACUUGCCCAUUGUCAACAGAAAAAUAUAAAAAUUUUGAAACAGUAUAUUUUUUUGAACAAAUGUUUUUGUUUCAAAUCAGUUUAAUUUUUCGAAAAAAAAAAUCAUCAAAGUUUUGAAAGAGCAAAAAAGGAAAGAUUUUCAGAAGUAAUGGGGCUAUUCAACGAUUUUCUCAGCCGUUUUUUUUUAUUUUCUCAGCCUUCCUGAAUAAGUUUUCUCAACCAUUUCAGUGUUGAGAAAAGACGUUGAAUACUCAGGAAAAAAUUAGCGAUGGUACCGAACCUUAUCGGCCCUGGUACCGAACUCAUUUUGUCACAGUACCCGCCCCGUCGCUGCACCAGGGCAAAAAGCGUACGGCACCCGAGCAAAAUAUGUUCGGUACCGGUGCAUUCGGGUUUUAAUGGAUCCGCACCAGUGCAAAAUAAGAGCAUUUUGCAUUGGGUAUAUGCAGGAUAAAAGCGGCUCGCCUCUUGAAAAUGAGCUUUAGAAAAUACAAUUAACAUUACACAGUUUGACAAUAACGUUUAUUGACUGUCAAAUACAGGAAAAAUUAACAAAUGAAGGCGUUUUCGUUCAGCUUUGAAGUGAUGUGUUGUUGAUUGCAGAUUCCACGUCACGUUUGAGGAAAUCUGUAAAAUAUAAGUAAUAAAUGGAAGUCUGAAGUUACUUUCAAAUUUUCUGUGUUGCUUUCAUCUCAGUUUUAAUAUUUUUAGUGGAAAUUUCGAAAACAAUCAAAAAUCAUAGGAAAUUCGUUGUAGAAAUAGGGAAAUGAAGCCCCACAACUCAGAAAAGUUACUUAUUUUAAUAAAUUAUAUUUCCCAGGAAUAUAUCAUACUUUCUAAGCAGAUUUGAUAUAAAAAUACUCACCGUCUAGUUUUCACUGAAGACCGCGGUCAAUUGACGUUUUGAGCCAUUUCCAUUGAAUUGAGAAGUUCUUCAGGAAGUUGUCCUCGUUUCUUUCGACUUCUUCGUUGUUACACAUGAUAUUUCCAUUGUUUCGAUCUGAAAUCAAUCAUUGAACCUACGGUUUUUCUGAGUUUGCGAAAGACAAUACAUAAAAAUCAAACCUGAUGAGAGCGAAAUGUGUGUUCAUUGAAAUAUGUCGUAUUUUCGCCUCUUAUAGCCAAAAGUUGUUGGAGCAAAGUUCGUCAACUGUAAUUUCCUUGUCGCAUAGCAAUUUUAGACUAUCUGAAACACAAAGAAUUACAUCGAAACCUAGAAAAACACACGAAAAAAGCGUUGAAAAGAAACAAAACAAAAAAAAAACAAAAAAACAUGUUUUUUCUGCUUCUGCGUACUAUACACACAAGUUUACGCGCAAUUGCACACUUUCUUGUCGGACCCGAGAUGGCUUUUUUGUUUGAGACUACGAAAAGUACGGUUUUCAUGAAAACUAGCGCGAUAUUCGGAAUGAGAAUCAAGAAUCGAGCAUAAUCAUAUGUAAAACUUUUUCGAAAACACAUUUCAACAAAGUUAUUGAAUAUCGGGGUGAAAAUCAUCGCUUUAGAGAAGAGGUUUAUCGAAAAUUGUCAUGAUUUUUGUUCUAGAAACGUAUGAUAAAAUUUUGAUAUUGAAUUUUCGAUGAAAGCAUUAAGAACAGACGUAUUUACCUAUUGAAAUUGGCGAUAGAUGAAUUUGAUGUUGAAUUUUCACAUUUUCAUAGGAAAAAUAACGAAAAACAGCACAAUUUUACUUUUCAAUGGAAAAUAUCACAUUCUCUUUCAUUCUUCAUUCUUCAAAUGUCGAGCUUUUCUCUUUCUUACGUCGCAAAAACUCCAAAAGUAGAAAUGAAACAACUCAGAGAUUCGCUGGCCAGCUCGCCACCAGGUGGGGAGGCUGGCUGACCUGGGAACCACAUGGAAACCAUGUCGCCCGGUUUUUUUUCGCUGGCUAGGUCAAGCCCACAUGGCUACCAUGUGGUGGCCACUUCGCCACGUCAAAAUGAAUUUUCAUGAAAAUGUCUGAAAAACUUGUGAAUUGAGACAUUUUCGAAAAAUUUGGCUAAUUUUCUGUUUUUUCGCAGCACUUGAAACCUUAGGAAGUGAAAAAAACAGUAGAAAAUGCAGUGUUUUGAGUGCAAACCACCGCCUUGCCAGCUUUCCAGGAUUUCAAACACACGUCGCCGGAAAACUCGAGGCGACCUGGCGGCCACGCGGUUUCCAGGUGGCCGCAGCGAUCUGGUGGCCAGCGAAUCUCUGAGUAUUUGAAAAUUAAUUUUUCAAAAAUUAUGUCAAACAUUAAAAGGAUUCUCAACGUUUUUCGCUUCAGUCGAUUACGACACCGCACUCAAAAAAUCGCUAAGUAUUUUUUUGCACAAGAGCGGAACUUUAGUUCGGUACCAGUGCAUAACCCUAUUUGUAAAAUAAUCACUGUUGAAAAUUUCGCAAGGGUACCGAACUUGUUCGGCACCAGUCCAAAGUGCAAAAGGGUUCGGUACCAAGGCAAAAAGUUAUCGGUACCGUCGCAAAACGUCGAAAAGUCGCGGCACCGUCGCUAAUUUUUUCCUGAGUAGGUUUCCAAAAAAAAAAAUAUUUCCAAAAAACGUAUGUGUUAUUGUUAUAAAAGUAUCUACAAAUUGUGAAUAAAUUUUGUGAAAUAGUGAAAUUUUUAGUGGAAUUUUAUUAGAUUUAUAAUUUUCCAGAAUUAAUAUUGAAAAUUUUAAGCUGUAGAAAAUUUUCAAAAAAAUCAUCAUCCGUUAUAUUUCCAAAAAAAUACCCCGAGAAUUCUACGUAUCAAAAAAAUCCCAAAAAAUUUCACAUCAAAUUUAGAGUUGAUCCUUUGAACAUAUACUUGAACAAAAAAAUCUAGAAAAAAAUACGUUUCAUAAAAUUCAUAUUUUUCAUAGAAAAACACAUAAUAUUUAUUAGUGGAGUUAAUGAAAAACGGCAUAUAAAAAAAUUGAAACAGUAAAUUUUUUGGGUGUAUUUUUUCAAAACCUGCUUCUACUACAGUUUCUUCAGAUUUUCCAAAUAAAAAAAUUAUUUCCAGGUGAAUUCGAUAAUCCGGAAAUCAUCUGGAAUACUGCAAUGCGUCGUCAUCUAAUCGAAAGAAUCGCUGUCCACGUGGCUGAUUUCUCACAUCGUCUAACUUCAAAUGUCAAAGCAUUAUAUCAAUUCUGCCCAAUUCCAUUAAUCGAUUAUCCUGAAUUAACUGACGAAUUAUUCUGUCAUGUAUAUUAUUUGCGACAUUUAUGCAAUCGUCAACGAUUCCCUGAUUGGCCAAUUCGAGAUCCGAUUCCAUUUUUACGAUCUUGUUUAGCUGCUUGGUAUGAUGAAUUGGAAAAGAAGCCAGCAACAAUGUCGAUUGAACAAGCAAGAGAAACAUUAAUGAUAAAUCCGGCUGAUGAAAAUGCCCAUCAACAAUCAACAAUACGAAAACAAUAUUAUAAAUUGGCUGCGAAAUAUCACCCCGAUAAAAAUCCAGAAGGAAGAGAGAUGUUUGAACGAAUAAACGCUGCUUAUGAAUUGUUGAGUAGUAAAAGUGCACAGAAUUCAGGAAUUCCCGAUUCGCACCGAAUUGUUUUGUGUUUACAAGCGCAAAGUAUUAUAUAUAGUCGAUAUUCGCAAGAAUUAUCAGAAUAUAAAUAUGCUGGAUAUUCACAACUUAUUAAAACUAUUGAUUUGGAGGCCAAAGAUGAAGCGCUUUUUAUUAAGGUUGGUUUUUUUUUUUCGUUUGGAGAAUUUUGGGAAGUAAAAUUUUACUGUUUCAAAAAUUACAUAUUAGAAAAUUGAUUUUUCAAUAAUUAUUAGUAUUCCGAAAAGAUUUGGUCUGAAAAAAUUGCAAUUUAUUUAAAUCAAAACAGGAAAAUUUCACUGUUUCAAAAUUUUAUGAAAAAAGAAAGAAAAAUUUCGCAUAAAAAAUCUAUUCUUAUUUUCCCGAUGAGUUAGUUGUUAAUAAUAAGGCGAUGAUGCAGAUUAGUUUCUCCGCCGAGCUAAUUGAGGAGAAAGAGGAGAAACGUGUUGCAGGUGGAGGCGAAACAAUGUAUUUUUCGAAUUUCGCCCCACUUCUCUUCAUUUCUCCUCGGAGGAGAAACUCAUCUGCAACAUCGCCUAACUAAAGAAAAAUUAAUUUGGAUUUUUCAAUUUCAGUGGAUUUUUAAAUGAAGAAAUCCUUUUGUGUAAAAUCUGACUCUGAAUUGUUUUUUUUUCGAAUUCUACGUUAAAUACAAUUUUUUGCGAUUAAAAAUUUCACUGUUUCAAAAUUUUAUGAAAAAAUAAAGAGGUUCAGAAAUAUUAAUAACUUACCAAUUGUUGCCGAAAAAUAUUCUCAUUCCCCCAAAAUUUGAAUGAAUAUAAAUUACAUGAAAAUUUUCAGCCAAAAAUUUACUGUUUCAAAAAUUUGGUAUAAAAAAAUCUAUUAUAAUAUUCCGAAAACUGAAAAAAAUAUUAUUUUAAAAAUAUACUGUUUCAAAAAAUUUAUAGGAAAUUUUUGAAAUAAAUCAAAUUAAUGCUGUCCUUAACAAUUACUGGAAAAAUCUUCCAAAAAUAUCACUGUUUCAAAAUUUUAUGAAAAAAUAAAACGAUUUGGAAAUAUCAAUUUGAGUAUUGAUAAUUCAAAAUUUCUUUAUUUUUCCAAAAUUUGAAAGAAUUGAAACUACGUGAACAAGAUUUUGAACCAAAAAUUUAUAUGAUAAAUUUUAUAUUAUAUUCAGUCAAAAUUCUCUCAAUUUAAAUUCAAUUAAAUUUCAGGGAGGUGGUGAUCUUCUGUCAGCUGCAAUCGAACUCGCCAACUACACUCUUGUCAGUUCACCAUUAAACGCUGAACAAUUACGAAGAGAAAAUGGAUUAGAAGCACUUGUGACAGCUUUCGAAAGAUGCGUCCCAAUGAUAACAAUGAGCUCAAAUCCAGAAGAUAUGCCAGUUCAAGUUUGUAUUCAUAUCUGUAAUUGUUUUGCCACGUCAGCAACAUUCGAAGGAUGUCGACAACGACUUGUUGAAUUCACAACAAUAUUCGGAAGUAUUUGUCGAUUAUUGCAAUUCUCUAGUUUGCCUCGACUUUCCACAGCUGCUGCACAAUGUAUUCGAGCGUUUUCAGUGGAUACUUUGCUCCAAUUUCAAUUAUUCCAAUCGGGUGUUUUAUGGCAACUUGUUCCGCAUUUAUUCCAUUUCGAUUAUACUUUGGAUGAAGGAGGUGUUGAGCAUAGCGAGAAUUCUAAUAAACAAUCAUUGGCGAAUUCAUUGGCUAGAUCUUCUUGUGAAGCAUUGGCUUCGUUGGCUGGAUUCCGGGAUGAUACACCAGAUAAUGAUGGGGUUCAGAAUAGUCUACGAGCCCUUCUCACACCUUAUAUUUGCCGACUUAUGCGAACUGAUCUCACGAAUGAUGUUGUGUUGAAAACAUUGAAUAGUAAUCUGGAGAAUCCGUAUAUGAUUUGGGAUAAUGGAACGAGAGCCGAGGUUUUGGAAUUUGUUGAAAGACAUCGAACGUCGAAUGAGAAUAAUGUGAGUUUUUAUGGGUUGGAUUUUGAGAUUAUUUUGGUUGCUUGAAAUUAAAAAUAACUAUUGGCACUUCGAUUUUCAAAAAAAUCUCACAAAAUUAUUUUGAAAAAUAAAAUUUUUGCACCAAACUUUUCCUUUUUUUUUUUGUCGAAAAUUUCGGUCUCAUCAAUGAAAAUUAAGGCUCGAAUUUUCGAAAAAUUUGAAAAAUUUCCACUAUUUUCUCACUGUUUCAAAAUUUUUAUGAAAUUUCUAGGAUUGCUAUUGAUUUAUUUGUAGUGGAAAUAAUUGAAACCUGAAUUUUUACGCCGAUUUUUAAGAAAACUGUUCGUGCUGUUAAUACCCGAGAAUAUUUUUUUCACUGUUUCAAAAAAAUUUUAUUUUCUGGGAUUUUUUUAAAACAAUAUUGACUCAAGUUUUCUUUCAAACCAAAAAUGUCACUGUUUCAAAAUUUUUAUGAAAUUUUUGGGAUUUUUGGUUACAUUGUUAAAUUGUGCUCAUACGAAAUAUGAAGUUUUGUCUGUUUGUCUGAAGUUCUAUAUAGAGUCAUACAUUUUUGCUCCAAACUUUCAUAUUUUUUCUUAAUUUCGCUUCCAUCAAUGAAAAUUGAGGUUUGAAUAUUCGAAAAAUUUCAUAAAUUUCUACUAUUUUCUCACUGUUUCAAAAUUUUAAUGAAAUUUAUCCGCUUUCCAUUCAUUUUUUUUUUUAUUUUCUGGUAUUUUUUUUGCAAUAUUGACUCUCUAAUUUUUAGACCAAAAAUUUCACUGUUUCGAAAUUUUUAUAAGAUUUUUGGUUACAUAAUAAAUUGAAAUGUUUUUAAAAAUUUGUCUGAAGUUCUAUUGAUUCAUAACCUUUUCGCGCCAAACUUUCAGGAAAAUUUUUUCACUGUUUCAAAAAUUUCAUAUCAUUUUUUAGAUUAUUUUCAAUAUUAGUUAACUUUUCUUUUAAACAUGGUACAAAAAUUGAAGCUCAUUGUCAGAAAAACACGGAAGUAACAAUUUCAAUUACUAAUUUCUCACUGUUUCAAAAAUUUUAUUAAGAUUUUUCGAAAUGGUGAAAUUCGAUUUUCCUUCCAAAUAUUCAAAAUCAUAUUCCUUUUUUGCAGAGCGAACUAUUUGGUGCCGAAUUCGAAUUGUCUGUUCACGCCAAAGAAUUGAUUGUUGGCGACAUUUUUAUUCGAAUCUACAAUGAGCAACCGAAUUUCGCGUUAGAUGAACCCAAAAAAGUUGCGGUGGAUUUCUUGGAUUAUAUCGCGAAAUAUGCCGCCGAAUUAACAGGUCAACCAAAAAAGAAGAAUCCAGAUGAUUUGAUUGAAAUCGAUUGGGGAAAUGGAAAUGGAACAAAUGCGAAUGGAAAUCAAUUGGAAACUGAUCAAAAGGUUCUGGCUACGAUGUUGGCGUUGGCGAAUUUGAUCUCGGCUAAUCCAGGUGAGGGGGAUUUUGGGAAUUUUAAAAAUUUGAAUUAAAAAAUUAUUGAUUGUCAGCGAAAAAUCUGAAAAUAAAAAAAUUAUGAACCUUUUUCCACUUGAACAAACUCAUAAAAUUUUUAAACAUUCAAAUUCAGGAUCCUCGUUUGCUGAUAGGAAAGGUAACUUUAUUGUCGUAAAAUGUAACCUCUAGUUGUUUUUCGGUUAUGUGUUGUUGUUACUGCUUUUUUACCUAAUUUUUCUCUGUUGGAAUCACGUUAGAGAAAAAAUUCACCAAUUUUUUGUGGUCUUCUAAAAAUCCUUUUGUUUUUCCCACCCUUCCAUCCAACUUUCAUUUUUUCCAGGAAUCGAAAUUUUGCUCAUCGGACAUUUCCCGCUGUUUUUGGCCUAUUUGAGAUGUCGAAAAUGGCCUGAUUUGCAAGUGGCUGCAUUGAAAGUGAGUUUUUUGCAUUAUCUACUAUAUGGUACUACUGAAAUUAUAUACAGAAUUUAAAUGAGAUUUUGAUGAAACGUAUUUAUUGUGGGAGAUUUUUUUCCACUGUUUCAAAGAUUUUUGUCAGUUUUUAUGCUUAUCAACAAUUUGCUAACAAUGUUUUUAGAAAUGCGAAAAAAAAUUAGAUUUGUUUGAAUGAAAAAUGUUACUCUUUUUGUUUUAAAAAUUUAAGUUUUAAAAAAAUUCAGAAAUGUUUUUAUAUGUUUCGUGAUAUUCAUUUCUCUAUGAACAAAAAAAAAUUACCUUGAACCGAAUUAUUUUAUUUUUGAAAUUUAUCUAAAUAUUCAAUGUAUCGUACAUUUUUCAUGUUCAAAAUUUCACUGUUUCAAAUGAAAUUUAAACUAAAAUUGAAACUUCGAUGAAAUAUUGUAUCUGCUUUAUCAGCGAAAACUUCUAGAUUUCGAAAUUAUUCUAAUUAUGUUUUUUUUCAACUGUUUAAAAUAAAAUGGAAAUUGAAACAGAAACCCUUAAAAAAUGUUCUUGUUUCUUUAGUUGCAAAACAAUAAUUUUCCAGGUUUUCUCGCUGGCCUCUGCUAACAAAGAAUGUGUGACAGAUUUGGCUGUUUGCCAAGUGACCACAACACUUUUCACAAUUCUCCAAAAUCAACCCAAAAAUGUGGCACUUGUUCUCAAUGUUCUCAUUGCUCUCUCAUCAAAUGGUCAAAUUGUCAAAGAAAUGUUGGAACAUGGUGGACUUAUGUAUAUAUUAUCAAUACUUUGUCAAUCUUUGGCUGAUCAAGGACAACGACUUCAAGCCGCUGAAUUAUUGGCAAAAUUACAAGCGGAUAAAUUGACUGGACCCAGAUGGACACGAUUUAUUAUCAAAUUCUUGCCCGAAAUAUUUGCGGAUGCUUUGAGAGAUUCGCCAGCCACUGCACUUCAAAUGUUUGAUUCUUCGAAUGAAAAUCCGGAAUUGAUUUGGAAUGACGCGACGAGAGUUAAAGUGAAAGGAAUUAUUGAUGAAGAAGCCAGGAAAUUGUGUGAACAACAUUUGAAAGAUCCAACAUUUAAAUGGAAUACGACGAAUUUGGCGGAUAAAGAAUGUGCAUAUGGAGAUAGUAUUAGUGGAGAAUUGGUUGUUGGUGGUGUAUUUGUGAGAUUGUUUGUUGAGAAUCCUGGUUGGAGUGUUAGACAUCCAAAACAUUUUGCGACUGAGUUGAUUGAGAAGUAAGGAUAUUUGGGAGGGGGAGAGGGUGUAAAGAGCAAGAUUCCAAAAAAGUUCUGAAAAAUUGGGAAUUCCUGGAUCGUUUUUGUAAUUUUGAAAAUUUUCUUGUUUCUAUCAAUUUUUGAAUUUGUUAAAAUUCUUGGAGAUAGAGAUAUUCAAGAUUUUUCAGAAAUAUUGGGGAUUUUUUCUGUCUGGAUGAAAAGAAUUAACAGAAAAAUUGAACUUUUUAAAUUUUACUGAAAAAUCUUGAAAAUUGAAUUUUUGGAAUUCAAAAUUUUUUCACUGUUUCAGAAAAAUUUUAAUUUAAAAAUUGUUAUUUCAAACGUAAUGUAAGAGUGAUCGGAUCUAUAAAAUCAGUUUGAACAAAACAAAUUGUUUAAUUUUGAUUUUAUCAAUUUCAAAAAUUAUUAUUUGCGAAAAAUGUGGAAUUAUUAUUGAAAUUAAAAAAAUUGUUUCAAAUCUUUUCAAAAACCUUGGAAAAUGAGAAAUUCAGGUUUCGAAAAGAAUUUAUUGGAAAUUCGAUGGUCCCCAAGAAUUUAAUCAAUUUUUCGAAUAUCUUGUCUUACUAAUAUUUUUCUAGAAUUCUAUAGAAUUAAAUAAAUUUCAGCGACCCUAAAACAUCCCAAAACCCUGCAAACUUUCAAUCUCAAUAUGUUUUAUUCCAGAGUUCUCGAAUUGAUGUCAAAACCAAAUCCUCAAAUCGAUCUUGUCACAAAAGCUUUCGUCGAACUUGUUCGUCAUCAUCCAAAUACAGCCGAUCAAUUACCAAGUCAAGGAUAUUUGCCACAAUUUUGUGCUGCAAUGUGUCUUCAAAAUACGGCCGCCUCGAGAAGUGCUAUUUUGAUUCUACAAGAACUUAGCGAAAAUCAAUUUUGUUGUGAUGCUUUAUCUCAAUUGAGUUGUAUUGAAGGAAUUAUGAAAUCGAUGAAAAAUCAACCGAGUUAGUUUUUUUUGAAUUAGAAACGAUUCUUGUAUUAAAUUUCAAAAGAGCACAUGGAAAUUUAAUGUAAUUUCGAAACAGUGAACUUCUGAGAGAAAAAAUUCUGUAAAUUUUCUGGAAUUUUAUUUUUUUUUAUUCACUGUUUCCAAUAGUACAUGAAUUUUUUGUAGAAUUUUUGGAAUUCGAUGGUCGUCAACUUGUGGACCAAAAUUAAAAAUUUGAUUUCUCUAUUUUAAAAAAUCACUGUUUCAAAAUUUAUGGAUGAUUUUCGAAAAUCUAAUUCGUAUCCUUUUGACCAAAUAAUCCAUGUAGCAACACUGAAUUGUACUAAAUAUCUCAAAGAAAUUUUUUCACUGUUUCAAAAUUUCCUCUUGUAUCCAAAUCCAUUCAUAUUGAACAAUUCUAGAUUUCUGGAUUUGAAAAUUAAUUUCACAAUUUUUUCUCACAACUCACAAGGACAAGAACAUACCAGGCUAAAUUUUUCAUCAAAAAACGCCCAAACCUUUUUUAAUUGUUUUUCAUGUAAAAUCGCACUAAAACAUUUUCGACACAAAAAUUCACUAUUUCAAAAAUUAUUUGAGUUUUUGUAUAAUUGUUGAAAAUCUGUUAAAUUUUCCGGUAACGGUUUUUUCUAUUUUUCAUGAAAAUCGAAUUUUCCAUUAAAAAAAAUGACUGUUUCAAAAUUUCCUCUUUUUUUUUAGAUGAUUUUUAAAGUUAGAUGAUCAUCAACACCAAAAUUUGAAAAAACUUACUUCCCUUCUUUAAAAAUUGACUGUUUCAAAAUUUAUUUGAAUUAAUGAAUAAUUUUUUAAAUUCGAUGUAUACCCCAGUCCUUGCAUACGAAACAAUACUAAAUUCUAUAUUUGAAAAUUAUUUUCAAUUGGUUUUAGAACAAACUGGCAGUUCUCUUUCUCACUGAAAUUUAAAAAACAUUUCCUAUUAAAAAUUGACUGUUUCAAAAUUCAUUUGAAUUUUUCGGGCAUUUCUUGAAAAUUUGAUAAGGCAAGCUUUUGACUCUCUGAAUUAAAUUUUUCGCUCUGUCAUGUGGAUUUUGGCUUCGAAUAAUUCUGAAUUUUUUUUUACUGUUUCAAAGUUUACACAAAUGAAUUUGGCAUCAAAUAAUUUUUUACUUUUUGAAAUUUUCAUAGAUAAAAUUGGCACAAAUUUUUAUUUGAUAAAUUUUCAGGUCUUAUGCGAGAAUCUGCGCAUGCUCUAAAAUGUCUCAUGAAACGAAACACCGGUGAACUUGCUGCUCAAAUGCUCAAUUGUGGAAUGGUUCAAUAUUUAUUGGAAGUUUUGGAUAGUUCAAUGAAUGGAGUCACAAAUGCACAAGCGGCAAGAGCUGAAAUUGUUGACGCGUUGAAAAGUGCAAUUUUGGACUUGAAAGUUGGCCAGAAAAUUGGAGAGAUUUUGGACAAAUCACCGAUUUGGGCACAAUUCAAAGAUCAAAGACAUGAUUUGUUUUUGCCGGCUGCAAGGACACAAGCUAUUACAGGUAUGGGUUGAAAGGGAAUUGUGAAAUAUAUCUGAAAAUUCUGAAAAAUUUGUUUUGGGGAUUUUUUGGCGCGAAAAAUUUUCAGAAAUUCAGAGUUUGUCACGUGAAUUUUUGCAAAAAAAUUACAAAAAAGUGAAAAUAAUUUUUUUAAAUUUUUCACUGUUUCAAAAUUUUUAUAUUUUUUUGGAAACGGCAAAACUAUUUUGAUUUAUUUUCUCUUUCGGUUAGAAAUAAUUAAGCUUCGCAAUAAUCGAAAUUUAAUCCAAAAAUCAAUAAUUCCAGCUUUUCUAGAUUAUUGUCACUAAUUAAUUAAUUAAUUGUUUUCUUUCAGGUGGACCAACUGGUGUUGCUGGUUAUUUAACCGAAGGAAUGUUCAAUCCGCCACCAAUGCAUUCUCAACCUCCACCACUUUAA
Messenger RNA from Caenorhabditis angaria, 20378 nucleotides. NCBI's taxonomy places the organism in Eukaryota, Metazoa, Nematoda, Chromadorea, Rhabditida, Rhabditidae. The record is from the annotation of a GenBank genome assembly.